AUGUUGCUCUUCGGCCUUGGGAAACUUGUGUACACUAUCGUUCUUCUCAUUAAUGCCAUCGCUGUCCUGUCCGAAGACCGCUUCCUCGCUCGCAUCGGAUGGGGCCGAACACAAGCUGAGCCAGGCUUUGGCGCGACCUAUGACGGUACCAGCGUAAAGGCGAAAUCCAUCAACCUGAUUGCCAGUGUGCGGACAGUGAUGCGGAUACCACUCAUCGUCAUUAACACUGUCAUCAUUGUAUACGAACUUAUCCUCGGCUGA
Messenger RNA from Penicillium odoratum, 261 nucleotides. RefSeq names its product YOS1 family protein. Gene Ontology annotation, biological process: endoplasmic reticulum to Golgi vesicle-mediated transport. The coding region runs from base 1 to 261 and encodes 86 amino acids. The record is from RefSeq and is a predicted model, not a curated record. NCBI's taxonomy places the organism in Eukaryota, Fungi, Ascomycota, Eurotiomycetes, Eurotiales, Aspergillaceae. Gene Ontology annotation, cellular component: Golgi membrane; endoplasmic reticulum membrane; COPII-coated ER to Golgi transport vesicle. The transcript is spliced from 4 exons.